UGGAAGCAGACCUCAUUAUGGAAGAAUACAAGGCAGCAGCUGUACACAACAACAUUAAUGAAAAUACGAAGUUUGAAGAUAUAAUAGAAGAACUGGGGAGUGAUGGAAAGUUCCAGUUACAAAUGAAUAUCAUUUUCAAUUUCAUCGCAAUAUUAUUUUCAACAAUGUCUUCAUACGCCAAGAUAAUUGCUCUGACAGUACCUGAACACUGGUGCCACGUUCCAGGAAGAGAAUCUACAAAUCUAACAGUGGAAAUGUGGAAGAAUCUCACAAUUCCAAAAGAAGAUGGAGAAUACAGCAGAUGCCAAAUGAAGACGCCAGGGCAAGAGAACGAAACGACGGCCUGUAUCCACGGCUGGGACUACGACACCACAUGGUUCUCUGUGACUGCCGCUUCCCAAGGGAACUGGGUGUGCGAUAAGGAACUGUACCCAAAUACUGUGUAUUCCGUGAGCCACGUCGUUUCCACCGCCGUUGGAGUUUUUAUGUUUUACAUUGGUGACAGAUUUGGACGAAAGAAGCAGUUUCUGCUAGGCCUGAGUGCCACGGCGCUGUCCCAGACACUGCUCCCCGCUUCAGUGUCCGUCUUCCCUCUCUACAUUGCUCUGUCAGCAGCCUCUGAAGGCACACACUUGCCCAUGUUAGAAGCAACCAUGGCGACAGGAGUCGAGUUGGCCAGUAUCAAACGCCGUUCUUCUGUCAAUUUUGUGUCCUUCAUGUCUUACUGCCUUGGUAUAAUUGCCAUAUCACUAUUGGCUUGGUUACUCAAGAACUGGGUGCACUUCACUCUGGUUGCGUCUGUCCCUUGUUUUAUUCCACUACUGCUUCAAAGGUACUUGCCUGAGUCACCACGAUGGCUGAUAAAUAAAGGGCACACAGAAGAGGCUUUCAAGGUCCUGGAACGUAUAGCGCGCACAAACGGGAAAACUUUGUCUCCUGACAUCAAGAAAAAGAUUAAUUUUCUGUCUCAACAAAGAACUGUAAACAUGGGGAUUGGAACCAUCAUAACCAAUAAGAAUCUCCUGAAAAAUACGUUUUUACUAGUGCUCAGCAGGUCGACUGCUGCCUUUGUUACCUUCACCCUACUUUUUAGCAACAACUGUUUCGGGGAGAAUCCUUUCGUAGCAUUCAUCGGGCAUGGAUCCCUGCAACUAGCUGCUUCAUACACUGCUCAUGUUGUUGGAAAUAGAUUUGGAAGGCGGAUAACACACUGCCUCGUGCUAUUGGCUGCUGGUUUGUUGUGCAUCAUCCUCAUAUGCUUAACCGCAGCACACUCAACCCAGUGGAUCAUAACUACACUUUCUCUUGUGCUUCUCUUCUGCUGUGACUGCUCAUAUUUGCUCACAAAUAUACAGAGCCUGGAAUUGCAUCCAACGAGUUUACGACAGAUAGGCAUCGCAAUUGAAUACGUCUUUGUUCAAUGCAGUAUGAGUGUUCCACCUUACGUUGCUCACUUGGACCUUACUAUCUUGAGAAAACCUUCUGUGAAGUAUCGUGCACCAUAUAUUUGGUUUGUAGACACAGUCUUCUAA
Schistocerca nitens (vagrant locust) is the source of this 1532-nucleotide messenger RNA. Its product is annotated as carcinine transporter-like. Gene Ontology annotation, cellular component: membrane. Bases 18 to 1532 code for a protein of 504 amino acids. Gene Ontology annotation, biological process: transmembrane transport. The transcript is spliced from 9 exons. The record is from RefSeq and is a predicted model, not a curated record. NCBI's taxonomy places the organism in Eukaryota, Metazoa, Arthropoda, Insecta, Orthoptera, Acrididae. Gene Ontology annotation, molecular function: transmembrane transporter activity.